Messenger RNA from Fomitopsis serialis, 1144 nucleotides. RefSeq names its product Aldo/keto reductase. Gene Ontology annotation, molecular function: oxidoreductase activity. Bases 114 to 1013 code for a protein of 299 amino acids. The record is from RefSeq and is a predicted model, not a curated record. The transcript is spliced from 9 exons. NCBI's taxonomy places the organism in Eukaryota, Fungi, Basidiomycota, Agaricomycetes, Polyporales, Fomitopsidaceae.
UAUCGAGGUACGGCCUCGGACGCAGUGUAGAUCACUUCAAGGGCAUCGCUUCGCCCGCCUUCAAUCACUUCGCGCUCGGAGGGGUUGCUUCGUUGACGCUAAUCCGAUCGGAAAUGUCGAACUGGACUAGGAGCCUGCAAUCGACCGUGCGGCUGUCCUCCGGAUAUGAUAUGCCUCUUCUCGGCUUCGGCGUGUACCAAAAUUACAAUACAAAAGACUCAGUCAUCGAGGCGCUCGAAGCGGGGUACAGGCACAUUGACACUGCUCAGGCGUAUCGGAACGAAGCACACGUCGGGGCGGCUGUGAAAGCAAGCGGCAUGCCCCGGGGAGAGAUCUUUGUCACAACGAAAUGCACCAACAAGACUCACGGAUAUGAAAGCACUCUGAGCGGUGUCGACGCUUCGCUUCAAAGAUUUGAAUUCGAUUACAUUGACUUGUUCUUGAUUCACGACCCAAUGUCCGGUCACGAAAGACGCCUAGAAACUUACAAAGCACUGCAAAAUGCUCGGGCAGCUGGUAAAAUCCGAACCGUCGGGGUGUCGAAUUAUGGGAUAAAACACCUAGAAGAAAUCGCGGAAGCUGGCUACGAAAUGCCCGCUGUCAAUCAGAUUGAGCUGCAUCCAUUCUGUCAGCAGAAGCCGAUAGUAGAGUACUGUCGUGGGCAUUCGAUAGUCAUUCAGGCGUAUUGUCCCAUACUACGGGGAAAUAUGGACCACCCCACCAUCACCGAGAUCUCUCGGAAGCACCAGAGAGACCCGGCCCAGGUACUACUGCGAUGGUCGCUGCAGAAAGGGUUGGCCUUUCCUUUUCGAGCCUGGCAGUGCGAUAUCAGCGCUGAAAAACAACUCUUUUUUAGGUUUGUCCCGCUUCCAAAGUCUGCAACGCCGGCGCGGAUCCGAUCGAAUGCGCUUCUUUAUGAUUUCGUGUUGGAUGAUACGGACAUGGCGAAGCUGGACGCCCUCGAUAGGGGCAAGGAGGGGUCCAUCAGCUGGAAUCCAGUUGAUUGGGACUAGUCGGAACCCUUGAGUACCAUAGCGCGCGCUAUGUACACAGACGUGACUUUUGACUUGCGAACGAAACAGUUCAACGAGAAGGCAUCAUCACACGCGCCAAAUCUUGACCUCAUCCACCUCGCUGCCCGAGG